Messenger RNA from Siniperca chuatsi (mandarin fish), 3464 nucleotides. RefSeq names its product caytaxin-like. The transcript is spliced from 13 exons. The record is from RefSeq and is a predicted model, not a curated record. Gene Ontology annotation, biological process: apoptotic process. NCBI's taxonomy places the organism in Eukaryota, Metazoa, Chordata, Actinopteri, Centrarchiformes, Sinipercidae. The coding region runs from base 473 to 1540 and encodes 355 amino acids. Gene Ontology annotation, cellular component: cytoplasm.
GGAUUCAGUAGAGACAGAGGCAGAAGUAAAUGGGAGGAAGAGAGAGAGUGAUCAUCAUGAGACGGGUUAGAAGCGCAGGGUGAGGAUUAUCUUUUGUCCAAAAAGCUCCACGGGAUCUGGCUGGCAGAGGAGACUGAAAAGAUGAGAGCAGGAUGGCGUUUGCUGUGUGAUGACCCUGACUAUCCUAACAGCCCCUCUCUGUACAGGAGGACACGAUUUCUCUCUCAGCCUCUACUGGCAGCAUCAGUAAACAGCAAGAAUCAUCCAGCAGCCCAGGUCCUGAGCACAAGAGUGUCCCACCAGCAGAUGUAAACAGUGAUGCCCUUCGCUCUGCUUGGGCAGAUUUAAGGAGGAGGAGGAAGAAAAGAAAGAGGAGCAUCUGAAAGCAAAACAGGGAAGCCUUCAAAACGACGAAGGGGAAGUGUCUUUCUAAUUACACUAUUGAGCUGAAGCCCGUCCUCCCUGGCAGAGGAUGGGUACAGCAGAAGCCACUUUACGCAUGGACAGCAUGGAGGUUAAGGACGAGUGGCAGGAUGAGGACUUCCCCAGGCCACUACCAGAGGAUGGAGAUGUGGAUUCAUCAUGUGGCCUCACUGACAACAGAACCAAUCCUCCCACUACUCUGAAUGUGGGCGAGUCCAUGGCCCAGCGUAAGCGUCGCACUCUGGUCGCCCCCAACAUGAACCUCUCCCUGGAUCAGAGCGAGGGGUCGGUGCUCUCUGACGACUUCCUGGAAACGCCCGACGACCUGGACAUCAACGUAGAUGACAUCGAGACUCCUGAUGAGACAGACUCGCUGGAGUUUAUCAACAAUGGCAACGAGCUGGAGUGGGAAGAUGACACUCCUGUGGCCACUGCCAAGCGUCUUCCAGGUGAAAGUGAAGAGGAGAGAGACUCAUCUGGUCGUCUGUGGCGAACAGUGAUCAUCGGUGACCAGGAGCAGCGGAUUGACAUGCAGGUCAUCAGGCCGUACCUGAGGGUGGUCACACAUGGCGGUUAUUAUGGUGAGGGUCUGAAUGCCAUCAUCGUGUUUGCAGCCUGCCACCUUCCUGACAGCGGGUGUGAGGACUACACAUACAUCAUGGAGAAUCUCUUUCUGUACGUUGUGAGCAGCCUGGAGCUGCUGGUGGCAGAAGAUUACAUGAUUGUUUACCUGAACGGAGCAACUCCUCGCAGGAAGAUGCCCGGCAUCAGCUGGCUGAAGAGAUGCUACCAGAUGAUUGACAGGAAACUGAGGAAGAAUCUAAAGUGUCUCAUUAUCGCUCACCCAACAUGGUUCAUCCGGACCAUCCUUGCCAUCUCAAGACCUUUCAUCAGCGUGAAGUUCAUGGAUAAGAUCCGUUACGUUCACACCCUGGAGGAACUCAGUCAGAUCAUCCCCAUGGAGCAUGUGCAAAUCCCGGAGUGUGUGUUGCAGUAUGAUGACGAGAAACUAAGAGCCCAAAGGGAAAGACUUGAGCAAAAGCAGCAGCAGACCAACUCAACACUGCCUAAAGAAAGGCCAAAGUCAAUGAUAGCAGAGGUUGGCCGUGACAUCUGACAUUAAGAGCUUUCAAUUGAAGAACCAAUGGUGGAACAUUCAUUCAUUAAAAUGGGAGCCAGCCUAGACCACCAUCACACGUUUGUUGCACAGGAUUAAAUCUCCUGACUGGAUCCAUUAGCUGCAAGACAAUCAUUUCUCAGAAACAUUAUCUUCAGUAACAUGCUUUCUUCUAAUUAAAAGUUAAUAUUACACCAAAGCAUUACAAGAUAUAGCUAAAUCAAAAAGUAUCUGCUCCUUGCAUGUCGAGUUGAGCUUUAUCUACAGCAUGACUUCAACUAUAUAAAUGAAAAAUUAAGGACUUGGAUGAACACUCAAGCAUUUUCCGACAGAGCCAGGAAUAACGUCCGUUUCAGCGUGUACAUACUUGUACAUAUGUUUUUGAGAAAGGUGUGUUUGCACAGAUAUUUGGUUUUUGAUAUGAAUGGCAUGGGUAUUGUUUGGUUUCAUGACUGUUUACUGAAAAAUAAUGAUAUUGCAAUGACAAUUGAUGCACUGAUGCAAACGUGUGUUACAGUUUUCAAGUUUUCCAGAGUUUGAUAUGCAGGUGGCAUGCUUGUUUAUAUCCUUCUGUCUCUGUUACAUUUGUUUUUGUCAGUUUUUAAGUAAUUUGCCAUCAUGUUUCAGAAGGUACUUUUACAAGUUGGAAAGAAUACAUUGUUACAAAUGAAAUUAAAUAUAUUUAAAGAGAGAGUCAAAUUAAUUGCUAAAAGUGUUAUUUAUGAAAAUGUGCCAUUUACUCUUUGUAAGAAAAAAUAAAUAAAGGCGUGAACUAAAACAAGCUUUGGUCAUGCCAUGAUUUGUCACCUCUUGUAUCCAACCUUGACUUCUGAUACAGAACAGAUUUACUUGCACGGACAGCCUUGCUCAUGAACAUUACAGCUUGUAUCAUCAUGUUUCAUCUUUUUUAUUGCCUCUAAAUGUGUUCCAGUUUGGUCCAGAAUGUUUUUGACAGACAGUUCCUGAUGAGUUAUUAAGGGGCAGAAUUAUGAUUUAUGAGUGUGUUGACCAAGUCAGUUGAUGGUCUUUGUGUCACCUGACAGUCCUGUUCUUCAUAGGGGUCAUUUGGACAUAAUAAUCUUCAUUUGACCUCUCUUUAUUUUUAAAUGCAACUAUUAUCACAAGGUAUUAAUGCAUUUCAUAUCCCAUAAUAAACUGUACUUUCUACUGCAUGUCCCUCAACAUUUUUAGCAUUUACUUUCAUAGUCUAUUAUGCAAAUUCAGUCAUUUAAACAAUUAAUGAUUCUUUGGUUCAGACAUGAAAAAGAGAAUUUAGUUCAGUGAAAUGGCGCUACUUCUUAUGUCUUUUGGCCUAUAAUAAUACAAAAUUAAUAUUUCAGCAUGAAAAUGUUUAUGGAAAAGAGGUCUGCUAAACAUGAGGUUAUAACAGAUAAAAACAAGAAAAUAUUGAUUAAAAGGUUAACUAUUUAAAUUUAAAGGAAUAGUUCGACAUUUUGGGAAGCAGGCACAUUUGCUUUCUUGCUGAGAGUUAGAUGAGAUACUGUCCACUCUCAUGCCUUUGCAUUAAGUAUAGUGCUAGAGCCAGGAGGCUAUUAGCUUAGCUUAGCAUAAAGACUGGAAGCAGUGAGAAACCGCUACGGGCCUGUCCAGGUUCCCAUUGCGCCCCAAUGGGUGAAGUAUAUUAUGUGUAUGUUUGUUUUUGUUUUUCACGUUACACAUUACAUGUUGUGUUGUUACUAUGCUUUCAUAUUGUUUCACUGACAUAACAUCAUAUGGUUCUGUCAAGAUGUGAUUUAUAAUGUUGGAAGGGUGUUAUGAAAGUCUUUUGCACAAAAGUGUAAUUAAGUCCAACUGUAAUGCUGUGGUUUUAUUGGCUAAAUUACAAAUGCAUUGCAUGAUUAAAUUAAGAAAAUCACAUUGCAUCAAAAAAUUUUGUGAAUUAAAUAUAUUUAAUUAAAUGUAA